UUCACUUUGUUUGCUAGGCACUGCAGUGACUCACCAGUAAAUGAGAACAAGUGGAAAGGUGAGCCUGUCUAGCAGUGUGCUUUCAGAGAGACCAGGAACUUCUUUUGAUAAGGUUUCUUUUUGCUGUAAUUCAGUGAGCUAAUAAAAGUAAAGUUUCUCUAACGCUGCGUUCAGGAGGAAACAAGAAUUUGUUCUUCUGUUCAGACAAUAGCUUACUGCUAAAGAAUGUGAAAGAAGAAUAAAAUACGGUUUAUAUUUUCAUUUUCUUCUCUUGUGGAUUUAUAUUCAUUUAGCAAGAAACCUACAGCAAAGGGCACUGACGUGACGGUUUUCUUGCAAAACAAAGCUACCUGGACUAUUCAGUUACCUUGAUGGAAAUCUAGCUUCAGGCCUGGUGGAUUAUUAACUGAAGAGAAAUGCCAGAAAAAGACAGUAGUAAACAAAGCUGUCCAUCGAUGCCAAGGAUACUUGCAAUAAUAGCUGGCCUGCUGAUAGUUUUUGGUGCCAUUGCUGCAGCAGUUUGGGCAAUAGUAACUUUUGCAGUGAGCAGAAAAGAUCCAGGUCUAUACGAUGUGCAGAUUAAUUCAGUGGAUUUUAGACUCACUGUAUAUGACCACAGUGAACAGAAAUGGAGGCUCGUCUGCUCCUCCAAUGCAAACUCUGCAGUAGCUACACAAAGCUGUGAAGAAAUGGGGUUUAUCCGGAGUCUUUCCAGUAUGACAUUGGAUGUAAUCACAGCAGGAGCUAAUGGCACUUCAGGUUUCUUUUGUGUUGAAGAAUCCAUGAUUCCGUAUGUAAAGAAAAUUAAAGAUGCAGUCACUGCCUGUGACUGUCCCUCAGGCAAGUUUCUUGCAGUGACCUGUCAAGACUGUGGGAGACGAAAACUUCCUGUUGACAGAAUAGUUGGUGGCCACGAUGCCAGCCUAGGCAAAUGGCCUUGGCAAGUAAGCCUGCAGUAUGACGGCACCCACAUAUGUGGUGGCUCCAUUAUAUCUAAUGAGUGGAUUGUCAGUGCAGCACACUGCUUUCCAGAGAGGAACCGUCUUGUGAAUAGGUGGACAAUCUUUGCAGGAACAAUCUACCAGAACUCGCGAACGGGACUGCAAGUACCUGUGAAGAGCAUUAUUUACCAUUCAGGUUACCGCCCCUUUCUGGAUCCUGAUUGUGAAGAUAACAGUAAUGAUAUUGCUGUUUUACAUCUGGCCACUCCACUCACUUUUUCAGAUCUCAUACAGCCAGUAUGUCUUCCUGCGUAUGGCCAGGACCCAGAGGAUGGCAAAGUAUGUACUGUGACUGGAUGGGGAAAUACCAAGUAUUAUGGUCAACAGGCAGAUACCCUUCAGGAAGCCAGUGUGCCCAUUAUCAGCAGUUCUUUGUGUAAGAGUCCAGAGUUUUAUGGGAACCAAGUUUCUUCCAAGAUGUUCUGUGCUGGCUUUUCAGAAGGGAGGAUUGAUGCAUGUCAGGGAGAUAGUGGUGGUCCUUUUGUUUGUGAAGACAAUCUUUCCAAAACCUCACGUUGGCGGUUAUGUGGUGUUGUAAGCUGGGGCACAGGCUGUGCAUUGCCAAAUAAGCCAGGUGUAUACACCAAUGUCCAGGUGUUUCACCCAUGGAUACACAAAGCCAUAAAGACUAAUCAUAACAGCACUGGACUUAUCCCGAUGGAGUAGUUGCAUCAUUUCCUAACUUUGGAAGUUUAUGGACUUCCUGACUGGACACCAUUUGUUACUUUUUUAAGUCUGCAAAAAUAUAUUGUCUGCCCCUUUUCAAGGUAUUUUUCAUUAAUCCCCUGGAGCUGAAUGCAUUCCACAUGAAAGAGUAAAUCUCCUUCUAUAGGUCUGUGCAUAACUAUAUGUUAGUUAAAUUUGCACGCAUUUAUUAAGCCAUGCCUAUCAUCGUAAAUGUUCAUUCUUUUUCAUUAGGGUCUUGCAUAAAGAUUAAAUGUUCUUGUCAUGUUA
Molecule: messenger RNA, 1955 nt
Organism: Protopterus annectens (West African lungfish)
Lineage: Eukaryota; Metazoa; Chordata; Ceratodontiformes; Protopteridae
Gene: HPN
Product: hepsin
Exons: 13
Coding region: 417-1667 (416 amino acids)
Biological process (GO): proteolysis
Cellular component (GO): membrane
Molecular function (GO): serine-type exopeptidase activity; serine-type endopeptidase activity
Source: RefSeq, a predicted model, not a curated record